AUGGCGCCUGCGCGCAAGUUUAGUCGUACGCCUCCCCCAAACAAACCGCCGUCGCUACCGGUCAAGCCGCAAAGCUCCAUCCUCACGGCGCCGUCGCCGGAGGUAUUAGCAAAACUGCCGGCGCGCCUCGACUACGACGCUUUGAAGCGCAGCUUCGCCGCGGCGACGAAGGCGUGCCGCGAGGUCGCGCGGGAGCUGCCGGGCGUCGUCGAGGGCUGCGCGGCGCACGGGGACGCCGCUUCGUGGGCGCGCGAGCUCGGCCCGGCGACGGGCCCGGGCGCGCGCGACCGCGCGGCCGCCGCGCGCCGCGACCUCCUAUCGCGCGCGUCGAAGCUCGAGGCCAUGGAGCGCGAAUUGGAAACGACCUGCUGGCCGGCGCUCGACGCCGGCUGGGCCCUCGAGGAGGCGUCGCGGAGCGGCGAGGAGGGCGAGGUCGCGCGGCGCCUGCUGUCGGACUGGUUCGCGUUCGCCGCGGCCGGCGGCGACGAGGCCGCGCUGCCGCCGGGCUACGGCGGCGAGACCCUGCGGGACCUCGCGCAGGCGUCGGAGAAGCUCGCGGAGCUCCAGCGCGUCGCGGCGGGCGUCGCGCCGUCGCCCGCGCGGCCGCGGAACGCCGCCGCGGCCGCGGCGAUAGCGCGGCGCGCCGCGCGGCUCUCGUCGCUCCUGCGGCGGGCCGUGUCCGACCUCGGCUCCGACAAGGCCGACGCCCACUUCGCGGCGCUCCGCGAGGGCGUCGCCGUCUUCAAGCUCGACCCGGAGAGCCUCAAGUACCUCGUCCUCCAGCCGGACGGGCCGCUCGCGGGCCUCGACCGCGCCGCGGUCGUCGACGUCCUCUCGCGGCGCACGGACGCGUGGACCUACCGCGGGCGCCGGGCCGCCUGGGUCGACGAGCUGGCGGCGUCGUUUUAA
This is a messenger RNA of Aureococcus anophagefferens, 909 nucleotides long. RefSeq lists its product as hypothetical. The transcript has 2 exons. NCBI's taxonomy places the organism in Eukaryota, Pelagophyceae, Pelagomonadales, Pelagomonadaceae. The coding region runs from base 1 to 909 and encodes 302 amino acids. The record is from RefSeq and is a predicted model, not a curated record.